GCAUGCUCUUCAAGUCUACAAACAAAAGUUGCAAGAGAUCGAUACUCAUCAUCAGAACUGUAAAAGACCUCAUCACCGCGGGGCCAAAGUCAUCCCUUCUCCUCCAGUCUGCGCGGCCAGAGGUCUCAAUAUGGGCCCGGGUAGAGAGAUGACGAAGACUCCGCCGAUCAUCCGCGGAUCACCGGUGCUGCUGCCGCUGCUGCUGGUGGUGCUCACAGGGGUUUACAUUGACGGGUACAAGCCUGUCAUCAUCAUGCAUGGCAUUUUUGAUUCACCAAAGCAGUUCAAAACGAUGUCUCUUUUCAUAAGCAAGGUGCACCCAGGCACAGAGGUGACGGUGAUUGACUUGUACAAUAACCUGGACAGUCUGAAGCCGCUGUGGAAGCAGGUUCAAGGCAUCAGGAAAGUCUUUGACUCCAUCGUGCAGAAGGCCCCUGAUGGCGUCCAUCUUCUUUGCUUCUCACAAGGUGGUCUUAUUUGUCGAGCACUUCUCUCCAUGGCUCCAAACCACAAUGUUGACACCUUCAUUUCACUGUCAUCACCACUCGCCGGGCAGUACGGAGACACAGAAUACCUGAGGUGGGUUUUUCCUAACUGGAUAAAAACGACACUGUUUCAUAUUUGCUACAACAGAGUGGGACAGAAAGUUUCUAUCUGCGACUACUGGAACGACCCUCACCAUCAGUACCGCUACCUGCAGGGCAACAGCUUUCUGCCUAAGCUCAAUGGUGACAGUCUUCAUGACGACAUGAAAGAGUGGAGGAAAAACUUCCUGCGGAUCAAGAAGCUUGUGCUGAUUGGAGGACCAGACGAUGGCGUCAUAACACCGUGGCAGUCCAGCCAGUUUGGAUUCUAUGACAGCAACGAAAACAUUGUAGAAAUGAGGAACCAGGAGUUUUACAAGAACGAUACGUUUGGGCUGAAGACGCUGGACGCUCGUGGGGAUGUGUCGACGUGUGUCCACUCUGGAGUGAAGCAUACCAGCUGGCACUCCAACAACACAGUGUUCAGGAGCUGCAUAGAGAAGUGGCUCACAUGAGAACAAACUUAUAUCUCAACAAACUUAUAUCAUUAUAUGGUUUUAUACAAGACAGUGACCAUAUAAACAUAGAGGUAACAAAAAUCAUAUUAAAAUAUCAGCAACUAUAGUCUUUUUCAAAGCUUUCCUUUGUGACAGUGCGGGUGGGGGUGUCUUAAUACUGUAGUUUUUAAUAUACAUCACAAUAUACAUUAAAUAUGCCAAAUUUUGAGGCCUUUUGCUUGUAAAGAUUCCUGACACGGAAAAUUCCAGGUUCAUUGUCUGAUGGUAUUUUAUGGCUUGUCAGACAAAAGUUAAUAGUCUGAAGUGACACAGUGAGCCAUGCUCUGUGUCAGCACAUUAGCAAUGACCAAUCAGCUGUCGCCCUCUGGUGGAAGCUUCUGGUACUGUGGAAGUCUUGCAAAGGAUCCAAAGACUGAUCUGCCCUGCACUCCUUGGGAUGAAACUCUCAGAUGUGAUGGAGAGUUUUGUCACACAGAGAGCAGAUUAUAAUUAUGUUUAUGUCUCAUGUAGCUUGGUUUUUAUUGACCUUUUAAAGGGGAGCACCACCAAAAUUAAGAAUUCCAAUAUGUUAUUUCCAUGACCCAGAAAAGUUCAAUUGACAUUUGUGAACAUGAGCUGCUCUCUCUCAAAACCAGAAACCAGAGAAGUCUCACACACAAGUCUGGGGCUGCUCCAUAGACGUGAAUGGGAGCAUGCUUUUGUGGAUCCCGUCUUUUAUUAGCUGUCUUCUACAGUAGUGUUCUCGGUUCUGAAACAAAAAAUGUUCCCAUACACUCAGAACAUUCCCCUGGAUGCUCUGAGUGUCAUCUAAUAUCUCUCACCAUUCACUGUCUAUGGAGCAGCUACAGACUUAAUACUAAUGAUGUCACAAAUUUGAGUUUUAGCAGUCUAGUUCUUGGAUUUGAGAGACAGAUGCUCAUGUUGACCACAGCAAUAACAUGUAUGGAUUUUUAAAAUGGCGUAGUUGUCCUUUAAGGAUAUUUAAAAUGUUUAUAUCUGUGUUCAAAUAUUGAGCACAAGCUUGGAAACACCUGUCUCUAAAUUAUUAUCUGUACAUGUUUGUUUAUUUUCCCAUACUGUCAGACAUUUGUGGUUAUCUUUUUAAAGUGUAAACAUCCAAGUUGUGAUGUGAAGUGUAAUACUAUGAAGUGUGUGUUUUUUCUGUGCUCUUUCUGACCCUGGCGAAGACACGUGGUGUUGAAACAUUAGUCUAUUUGCAUAAUUAAAAGUUGUGAAUUGAUUAGUA
Messenger RNA from Epinephelus lanceolatus (giant grouper), 2288 nucleotides. RefSeq names its product lysosomal thioesterase PPT2-like. The record is from RefSeq and is a predicted model, not a curated record. Gene Ontology annotation, molecular function: thiolester hydrolase activity. Lineage: Eukaryota; Metazoa; Chordata; Actinopteri; Perciformes; Serranidae. Gene Ontology annotation, cellular component: lysosome.